AUGUGCACCUGCUUCGGCAUCAACGUCACCUUUCUGGUCAUAAUCGGCGACCAGUUUGACCGCCUCUUCGGCACCUUCAUCGGCCCCGACUUCUGCACCACCCUCUGGUACAGUCGCAACUUCGUCAUCCCCGUCGUCGCCGUCUGCUUCAUCUGGCCCAUCUGCUACUUUAAGCGGCUCGACUUUCUGCGCUACGUCAGCACCGUCGGCAUCUUCGCCAUGAUCUACGUCGUCUUUCUCAACGUCUACGAGUACUUUGCCCUGGAGGUGACGCCCGGCGUCAUCAAGACGCAACCUUCAAGUGUGAUCGAGGUGGCCACCAGUCUGCCGGUGAUCUUCUUCGCCUACCAGUCGCACGAGAUUGUCCUGCCCAUCUACUCGAGCNGCUACUUUAAGCGGCUGGACUUUCUGCGCUACGUCAGCACCGUCGGCAUCUUCGCCAUGAUCUACGUCGUCUUUCUCAACGUCUACGAGUACUUUGCCCUGGAGGUGACGCCCGGCGUCAUCAAGACGCAACCUUCAAGUGUGAUCGAGGUGGCCACCAGUCUGCCGGUGAUCUUCUUCGCCUACCAGUCGCACGAGAUUGUCCUGCCCAUCUACUCGAGCAUGGCCAAGCCGCGCUCCAAGAACUUCAUCAAGUCGACGGCCGCCUCGCUGACCCUCCUCUUUCUCAUCUACACCAUGGGCGGCACCUACGGGUACCUCACCUUUGGCAGCAAGGUCAUCGCCGACAUUAUCAUGAUGUACGACGCACGCGAUCCGGUGGUCACUUCAG
Rhagoletis zephyria (snowberry fruit fly) is the source of this 775-nucleotide messenger RNA. Lineage: Eukaryota; Metazoa; Arthropoda; Insecta; Diptera; Tephritidae. The record is from RefSeq and is a predicted model, not a curated record.